UAAGAUCAGACAGCGCUAGACUUUCGUACAACGACGACACGCGCGCGCGCAUACUUUUCUUUUACAUCUCUCAAUACAGAACUGUUUUGACACACAAAAAUAUAAUCGCGAGUGUGUGACUUUAUUUAGCUCAACAUCUCUCAACUUGUGGUGUGACCCUUUCUUUGCGAAAAUUUAGUUUUUUUUUUCAUCUUCCGAAAAAAUUGACAUUUGUGUGAUUAUUUGGACGUUGAAAACCAACAAAUAAAAAUCAAAUCAAAAAAGAAAAAAGAAGUGUUUGGAUAAAAGUGCUUGUUGUGAACAUUUGAGAGGAUUUCACGAUCACUGUGGAUCUUUCCUUCAAUAUGCAUCCCGAUCCAGGAAUAAUAUUUUCAGCAUCACCAGGGGUUUUGCGACAACGUAUGAUGGUAGCUGGAUUCGUGGAGCGGCAACAGAGCUGUAGCCCGUCAAAUGGUGAAGGACCCCCAAUGGGGCAUCAUCAAAUGCACUCCCCGCGGGGUCAUAUGGAAAUGUACCAUGAACAUACAUCCUCAAUGAGUCCCAGAUCCCCCGGUGCCGAUAGCUACGGGCAACGUGAACCAGGUGGCAAUCAAAACUACGAAAUUGGCUCGGCAGCCCAUCUCAAACGGAAGGAACUUUUUACGCAGCGCAAGCAGAGAGAAUUCAUUCCGGAUAACAAGAAAGAUGACAGCUACUGGGAUAGACGAAGGCGCAACAAUGAAGCAGCCAAGAGAUCCCGUGAAAAGCGUCGUUUCAACGAUAUGGUACUGGAACAACGGGUUGUGGAGCUAACAAAGGAGAAUCACGUCCUUAAAGCCCAAUUGGAAGCCAUAAAGGACAAAUACAAUAUUUGCGGGGAAAGUCUCGUGAGUGUGGAUCAAAUCAUGGCAACACUACCUAAUGCCGAUCAACUCCUUACAAUCACAAAGCGUGCCAAAUUGAUGGCCUACCCCAAUAGUCCUAGUCGGCAGCCACCGCCACCGGAAUCACCACCACCUGAACUACAUGCACCACCACUCUUUGCACACCGCCACCAUACGCCACCCCUUCAUCCGGCCCUGCUGCAGAAUCCCCCGGGGGGUGAUCACAGUCACGAUCUACAUCAUCCAUCCAACCCGCCCAUGCAUGUGUACGCACCAGCACCAUCGUAUGUGCAUCAUCAGCCAACACCAGCACCUCAUCAUCCACUUCCACCGGCAAUGUCGCCCGAGGAUCCACAUCAUCAUACAACAAGGGAAGAUGCCCUAAACCUCUCACGUCGUCCUGCCAGCCCAUUCGAUGCAAGCAGCGGAAGUUGUGCAAGCGGAACAGCCAGUGGGGAUGAUGAACACUGCUGCGAAAGCUCCACUGUCGUUGCUCCCCCCGUGGUUGACAUUGCCAACAGCCUGCCCCUGAAACUACGUCACAAGAGUCAUCUGGGUGACAAGGAUGCCGCCAGUGCUCUCCUUGCAUUGCAGCACAUCAAGCAGGAGCCCUCAUUGCGUGCCUCUCCCCCAUGGGGCGAUGGCGAAGGCUCCAGCGAUGAGAGGGAUUCCGGAAUUAGCCUCUCCGGUGGCCACGGUGAGCCGUGGGUGCGUAAAAUGCCCCCCGGAACGACCACAACACUUGCCGUGGGGGUUGUUGGGAUACUGGACAAAGAAGAGGAGAAUUGCCACCUAAAGACACAACUGAAACGUCUCGAAAAUGAAGUGGCCAGCAUUAAGAAUAUGAUGAUUCUCAGCAAUGCCAAUGGGGCAACAGCAGCAGCUCAGUGAGCAGCGCAAUAAGAGGAGAAUUAAACAAACGACAUCUUGCUUUAGUAUUAAAUACAAUUUUCUUUGUAAAUUAAAGUGAAAGUCAUAUUGAAAUUUUCUAGAAAAAAAAUCCUAUGCAAUGGAACGAGAAAGACGGAAGGAAGACGUCUAAACAAGCAGAGAGAAAGAAUCAUUCAGAGUCAUAUUAAGGAUGAAGGAAAACCGUGAUAAAUGAGAAGUGGUGUUGUAGAUUAUUUUGCAAUGAUGAUGAUAAAAUUUAAAUCAAAUUAUUAGAACAGAAAAAAAAAUAUUUUUACAUGAAUAAAGAAAAAAAGAAAUUUAAUAAAAUAAUAAUCAAAAUAUUAUUAAAAAGUAAGUUUUAGGCAUCAUCGUGAUUUAUAUUGUCCCAAUUAUUUAUUUUAUUUUUUGAAAUUAUUAUCUGUUAUUUUAUUAUUACUUUCUUAUUUCUAUUUUUUUUAGUGUAUCCACUUUAGCCUCAAAGUCCCCCUGAAUUUAAUUUUUUUUAAUGUAAUUUUCUUAUUUAUCGGCCCUGUAGGCCUUUUUUGUAUCGAUUUAUGAUUGAGAGAAAUAUUUUAUUUUGUGUAAAAUUUAUUGUUGUAACACAAGAAAAAACUAUAUAUAUUCUAUUUUUUACUCCCCUUUA
Lutzomyia longipalpis is the source of this 2397-nucleotide messenger RNA. RefSeq lists its product as uncharacterized. The record is from RefSeq and is a predicted model, not a curated record. Gene Ontology annotation, biological process: circadian rhythm; regulation of DNA-templated transcription. Gene Ontology annotation, cellular component: nucleus. The transcript is spliced from 3 exons. Bases 345 to 1754 code for a protein of 469 amino acids. Gene Ontology annotation, molecular function: DNA-binding transcription factor activity; DNA binding. Lineage: Eukaryota; Metazoa; Arthropoda; Insecta; Diptera; Psychodidae.